UUCUCUCUUUUUCUUCUGCUAAAGUUACCAAGCUGUGAGAUAGCAAUGGGUGUUUUCACUUACGAAAAUGAGGUGACCACCGUCAUUCCUCCGGCCAAGUUCUUCAAGGCAUUUAUUCUUGAUGCCGACCGACUUUACCCCAAGAUCGUGCCACAUCAGCCCAAAACUGAAGUUGUCGAAGGAGAUGGCGGUCCCGGAACUAUCAAGAUUAUCACCUUCAGUCACGGCGGGCAAGUGAAAUCCAUAAAGCACAGGCUGGACGUAGUGGACGAAAAAUCGUUGACUUACAAAUACACGGUGUUAGAAGGGGAGCUUUUAUCGGACAAUAUAGACCAAAUUUCAAAGGAAUUAAAGGUAACGGCGGGACCUGACGGAGGAUCCAUUUUGAAGAGCGUAAGCAUUUACCACACCAAAGGAGACCACCAAAUCGACGAGCAGAAGCUCAAGAUCGGCGAGGAAAAGGGAUUGGGCCUUCUCAAAGCCGCCGAGGCCUACCUCCUGGCCAACCCUGCUGAAUAUAACUAAAUCAAAAGUCAAAAUAUAUUUCACAUAAUAUUAAUAUAAAUAAAUAAAUAUAUAUAUAUAAUUAUAUGUAUGGAUUUGAAUUUUUAUGUGUGUUUAAGCUUCUUAUAAUAAGGGUUUGAUUGUAAUUGUGCACGUGGGGGGUUUUUUUUUUAUGCUUGUGAGUUGUGAUUGUAUUUUCAAAGGUGAAAGAAUGUUAAGUUGUAUUAUUAAGUUUCA
Molecule: messenger RNA, 741 nt
Organism: Cucurbita pepo subsp. pepo (vegetable marrow)
Lineage: Eukaryota; Viridiplantae; Streptophyta; Magnoliopsida; Cucurbitales; Cucurbitaceae
Product: major allergen Pru ar 1-like
Biological process (GO): defense response; abscisic acid-activated signaling pathway
Cellular component (GO): nucleus; cytoplasm
Molecular function (GO): protein phosphatase inhibitor activity; abscisic acid binding; signaling receptor activity
Source: RefSeq, a predicted model, not a curated record